Molecule: messenger RNA, 1204 nt
Organism: Cokeromyces recurvatus
Lineage: Eukaryota; Fungi; Mucoromycota; Mucoromycetes; Mucorales; Mucoraceae
Product: F/Y-rich N-terminus-domain-containing protein
Exons: 6
Coding region: 56-892 (278 amino acids)
Biological process (GO): regulation of cell cycle
Cellular component (GO): nucleus
Source: RefSeq, a predicted model, not a curated record
CAAAUAUAUAUAUUUAUUUGUCUCAAAAAAAUAAAAAGAAACCACAUUGAUCAUAAUGGAUAAUAAAAGGGGUAUUGAUGUUGCUUGCCAAACUGAUGAUUGGGAUGAUACUCGCAUGACAAAAUAUAGAAAGAUGAAAAAGAAAUUGAUCGAUUUCAUUGCUAAACAAAAAGAAGCUCAAGCAACAGUGGAUAAACUUAAUCGAAAAAUACAACUUCUUGAAAAGAGAAAUAGAAAAAAUCAAAAGCAAAAAGCAGUGACACAGACAGGAAAUGAAGAUGCAAUGGACAUUAGCCAAGCUGAAGAAGAAGAUAAUAAAAGCGAGCAAGACAUUGAGGUUGAUGAAGAGGAGGAUGAAGAAGAGGAUCAAUUGGAUGAAGACGAAGAUGUUGAGCCCGCACCAAAAAAGCAAAGAACAUCAAGAAGAAGACGUCUAACAAUUCCAAGAGAUGAAAAUGGCAAAGUUAAAUUACCUUUUCAAAUAGCUUCUUUAAAUGUAUUAAGUCUUGGUAAAAUUGAAUAUGAAAGACCAGGUUUCCAUAAUGAUCGAUAUAUAUUUCCUAUUGGAUAUACAGUAGAAAGAACCUAUAUGAGUAUGGUAGAUCCAAAUAAUCAAACCACCUAUACUUGUAAAGUCGAAGAUGGUCAAGAUGGUCCACAGUUUACACUAACUGCUGCAGAUGCACCCGAGAUUGAGUUAUCAGCAAGAACAGCAACAGGAGUUUGGGCAUUAGUGAUUAAAAAAGCAAAUGAAGUUAGACAAAAGGAAUCAGCAAAUGCUAUUUCAGGGCCUGAAUAUUAUGGAUUUGCAAAUCCUUUAGUUAUCCAAAUGAUUGAAGAACUUGAUGGAGUUGAUCAAUGUGCACGCUAUUCCCGAAGAAACAUAAAAUAAGAAGAAUAAAGUCCUCUCCUGUCUUUUAAAGGGAAGGGAGGGAAAAAAAAAGUUUAACUAUAAUAUAGCAAAUAAACUUACUUUUCUCUUCUUCCGAGAUGUAGAAGAGGAUUUAUGAGAAUUUAAUAUAAAAAGGGUAAUAUAUGAUGUCACUAUCAUUAAUGCACUUCCAAAUUAUCUGGGAAUUGUUAUUUCUUUUUAUCAUAAUUGGCUUAAGAUGAGUUAAAGAAUAUAUAAUGAUAUUAACAAUUAUACUAUUUUUUUUUUUGGAUAUAAAAACGUUAUUUCGAUUCUUUUUCUUCUCGUUUUUUU